UCAGUCUGCUCGCGGUGCAUUCGUUGACUCUUGCUGCGCAUAGUGUGUCUCGGCGUGUGUUAAAAUGUGCUGUCUGAUUAAUUGAAUAUUCCAUAGAACGCGGAUUACUCGAAGAACGCCGAAAAUCCUGCUUUAAGACUGGUGCGCGGAUUCAAUAAACACGCGAUGGAGAGAAGAAAGUGAUGCUAAAAAUCGAAACGGAAGCCGCCGCCGCCGUACCAGCCCGAGUUCACGAGAUGGAGACUUUCCUCGGGGCACGCAUCAGUAUAGAAGGCGCGUAGACUCAGGAUCGAAAGGGGAACAUCGAGCACGGGAUCCAAGAUGGGCAAGUGUUGUAGCAAGCGGCAAGAGCCUCAACCCCUUGGUUACAAGAAAGCAGACACAGGGCUAAGCUCGAAACACAGUAAUGGAGGUUCCUUGGACCGGUACACUGCAGACCCGAAUCAGAGGGGUGUACAAGCGAGGGCAGACAUCAUUCGACCGAGGCCGACACCUUGUAAGCUCCAAAUUCCUCACCAGCCUCGUAAAACAAGCUCGCCUGUCGUUAAGCCUGCAUCGCAUUCACAGAGGUCGAACAAGAUCGUGGUUGCCCUGUACCAUUACACCGCGCGCGAGAGCACCGAUGUCAGUUUCGUGAAGGGCGACCGUAUGGAAGUAUUGGACGACUCCGAGCCCGACUGGUGGAAAGUUCUACACUUGACAACUUUGCAAGAAGGUCUCAUCCCUUGGAACUUCGUGGCCGUCGAACGUUCAGUGGAGAGCGAGGAUUGGUUUUUCGAAAAUGUCUCGCGCAAGGAAGCCGGCAAGCUUCUUCUGGUGGACGAAAAUCCCCGAGGGACGUUCUUGGUGAGACCCAGCGAGCACAAUCCACGAGGGUACAGUUUAUCCGUGAAGGAUUGGGAGGAGGGCAGGGGCCAUCAUGUAAAACACUAUAAGAUUAAGCCUCUCGACAAUGGAGGCUUCUUUAUUGCCACCAACCAGACAUUCCCGACUCUGCCGGCCCUUGUCAUGGCUUAUAGCAAGAAUGCACUGGGUCUCUGUCACGUGCUCUCGAAGCCGUGUCCUAAACCGCAACCGGACAUGUGGGAUCUCGGACCAGAGUUAAGAGACAAAUGGGAGAUCAAUAGGAACGAGAUACAGCUAAUCCGGAAAUUAGGUCACGGCAAUUUCGGCGAGGUGUACUAUGGCAAAUGGAGGAAUAAAAUCGAAGUGGCUGUGAAGACUUUGCGACCAGGGACCAUGUCGACAGAAGCAUUCCUUCAGGAGGCAGCGAUCAUGAAGCAGUUCCGUCAUAGACACCUGGUCGCUUUGUACGCGAUCUGCUCGAAGGAAGAGCCGAUUUACAUCGUGCAAGAGUACAUGUGCAACGGCAGCUUGCUGGACUUCUUGAGGACAGGCGACGGCAAGUACAUGCAAUUCGAGGAUCUGAUUUAUAUUGCCGCACAGGUGGCGUCCGGUAUGGAGCACCUCGAGAGCAAGCAGCUGAUACACAGAGACCUCGCUGCGAGGAACGUUCUGAUAGGCGAGAAGAAUAAGGCGAAGAUAUGCGACUUUGGUCUCGCCAGGGCGAUCGAGGACGACGAGUACUGUCCCAAACAGGGAAGCAGGUUCCCUGUCAGGUGGACCGCCCCUGAGGCCAUUGUCUAUGGCAGAUUCAGCAUCAAGAGCGACGUUUGGUCUUACGGUGUCUUGCUGAUGGAGCUCUUCACUUAUGGCCAAGUUCCUUAUCCUGGUAUGCAGGGGCGCGAAGUAAUCGAGCAGAUCAAUAAAGGCUAUCGAAUGCCUAAACCAUUGAAUCAUCCGCUGCCGGACAGCAUUUACCGAUUAAUGUUACAAUGCUGGGAUGCUAGCCCCGAGAAGCGACCCACGUUCGAGUUCCUCAAUCACUAUUUCGAAUCAUUCAAUGUCACUAGCGAAAUACCGUAUCUGGAGCCACCAACUGACUGAUACACAGCUCACAUGCAGAGUCACCUGGUACCGCACGGUCAUUUUCAUCCAGCGCACAUUAAUUGUGCCAUGGAGAUUUAUGGUAUUUAUUGCUAGAUCUCCAGCAAACACCUGGAGACUUUGUUACCGUGUUCUUUUUUACA
Messenger RNA from Eufriesea mexicana, 2090 nucleotides. It is a transcript of the gene Src64B, whose product is annotated as Tyrosine-protein kinase Src64B. The record is from RefSeq and is a predicted model, not a curated record. Lineage: Eukaryota; Metazoa; Arthropoda; Insecta; Hymenoptera; Apidae. Bases 322 to 1947 code for a protein of 541 amino acids. Gene Ontology annotation, biological process: protein phosphorylation. Gene Ontology annotation, molecular function: ATP binding; protein tyrosine kinase activity; protein binding. The transcript is spliced from 7 exons.